CAAGGUGGAAGAAAAGAAUCUGACAGAUUGAGAAACGCAAACCGGAGGGAGAGCCAUGGAAGACAUAUGGAAGAGGGCGAAGAGCUUUGCAGAAGAAGCGGCGAAGAGAUCCCAGACCCUCACGAACUCCGUCACCAUUUCCGACUUGGUCACGGAAACCACCAAGAAAUCGAAGGAGCUGGCCGCCGAGGCCUCCAAGAAGGCCGAUCAGAUCAAAACCGCGGCGCUCAAGCAGGCCGACCAGAUCCAGAUCAAGUCCCUCUCCCUCUCUCUCCCCGAUAUCAUCAUCCCUUCUCAGCUCUCCUCGCUCUCCCUCGCCAAUUCCUCCGCCUCCGCCUCCGCUUCCUACUCCCCCUCGGAGCUCCGCAAGUUCGGAGUCACCGACGAUCUGCGAGAAUUCGUUAAGGGACUCACUUCUACUACAUUCCAGAACUUUCCAGUCCACGACGAAGCAGAGGCGUCAGAUGUGGCUACGACGGGGUCGAACGUGCGGAAGGAUCUGACGGAGUGGCAGGAGAAGCAUGCCACCAUGGUUCUCACCUCCGUUAAGGAAAUUUCAAGAUUAAGAUAUGAAUUGUGCCCGCGUGUUAUGAAAGAAAGAAGAUUCUGGAGAAUAUAUUUCACUCUUGUGAGCAGCCAUGUGGCUCCGUAUGAGAAGCAAUACAUGGAGGAGGUUAAGCUCAAAGCAGCAGAAAACAUAAAGGAUGAUAAAGUGGAGCAAACUUCCGGAGGAGAAGAGAAAGCAGAAGGGGCGGGGAAGAACCUAAAGGGUAAAGGUUCCAAUUCAUCAUCAGCUGAGCAGGACUUGGAUACGUUUCUUUUGGGAGAUCUUGAAGAUAGUGAUGGAGGUCAAGAGGAUGGUGAGGGGAGCUUUGACGAUGAUUUUGACAAGAUUGACAAUUCAGAUGUUGAAGAUGAGAAGCAUACGAAGGAUACGGCAGCAGCAACAGAUUAGAACCCCGCCGGUUGGAGGGAAAUACAAAGUAAAUGCCAAGACUUGCUUAUGUGACUAAGGCACUGGUGAUAUCGAAGUUAAUAUGGUGAUUUCUUAGGAGGUGCAGCGGGUAUAUGGUUGGCAAAUCCGAAUUAGAUGUUAUCUGUGUUCAUUUAUGUGUUUUAGUGCUAUAUAAAUAGUGGGAAGCUAUGAUAUGAUGCCUUUUUAGGCUGUUGGCGGACAUAUUUGACCUUAACUUGCCUUGUACAGAUGACUUGAUUCCGUUGAUUCAUGUUUGGUUUUUUAAAUGUUAGAAAUUCACCUAUAAGUGAAUAUUCUUUCGUAGUCUUGA
Messenger RNA from Corylus avellana, 1286 nucleotides. RefSeq lists its product as uncharacterized. The record is from RefSeq and is a predicted model, not a curated record. Lineage: Eukaryota; Viridiplantae; Streptophyta; Magnoliopsida; Fagales; Betulaceae.